AUGUCGAGUCGACCGACCCUUGUCUUCAUACCAGGCUCCUGGCAUAGACCCACAUGCUACAGCCCGAUCAUUAAGCUCCUGGAGCCCAAGUUGAGAUGUGUCGCAGUGUCUCUUCCCUCGACAGCAAACAAUCCCAACGCGACCUUCAAAGAUGAUCUCGAUGCAGUCCAAGAUGCAAUUUUCGCUGAGACAAGCAACGGGCGCAAUGUCGUUCUCAUUGCGCACUCAUAUGGCGGCAUAGUGGGCAACAGCGCCAUCAAAGGCUUCACAAAGCCAAAGGAUGCUGAUGACAGUCAAUCAGGAUACGUGAUUGGGCUAAUCCUUAUAGCAUCUGGCUAUACCUUGACUGGGCUGUCCUUCAUGGAUCCAUUCUUCGGUCAUCCGCCGCCUUCCUGGCGUGUGAAUAACGAAACCGGCUAUGCUGAGCUUGUGGUUUCCCCACGGGAAUUUUUCUACCAUGACCUGCCAGAGGAAGAGGCAAAAUACUGGGUUUCUCAGCUGACGAGCCAGAGUUUGAAGGCAUUGUUCGAAGGCGGCGAGUACACCUAUGCUGGGUGGAAAGACGUGCCGUCUUGGUACAUUGGGACUGUGGAGGAUCGAGGUUUACCGGUGCUGGCUCAGCGGAUGUCAGUUGGUAUGGCGAGAGAAAUGGGCGCUAGUGUGGAGCAUCGAGAGCUGCAAACAAGCCAUUCACCUUUUCUGAGUCAACCCGGAUUGACGGUGCAAAUUAUUUUGGAGGCCGUUGAUGCAUUUACCAGUUCCAAUGACUCUAAGUCAGCCGUCAACGCCAAAGAUGCGAUAGUCGUGCCGGGCGCUGCUCUCUUGAGACCAUCGACAUGGUUCAAAUUUGGACUUCCAAUGGCCUUUGGCCGUGCGUUGGGCAGGUGUAUUCUUUUAUUUAGCUGGGUAAGGAGGCUAUGGAGAGCCGGCUUCCGGUGA
Molecule: messenger RNA, 939 nt
Organism: Aspergillus udagawae
Lineage: Eukaryota; Fungi; Ascomycota; Eurotiomycetes; Eurotiales; Aspergillaceae
Product: alpha/beta hydrolase
Exons: 1
Coding region: 1-939 (312 amino acids)
Source: RefSeq, a predicted model, not a curated record